This is a messenger RNA of Salvelinus namaycush (lake trout), 1080 nucleotides long. RefSeq lists its product as uncharacterized. Gene Ontology annotation, molecular function: protein binding. Gene Ontology annotation, biological process: regulation of apoptotic process. The transcript has 2 exons. Bases 128 to 760 code for a protein of 210 amino acids. The record is from RefSeq and is a predicted model, not a curated record. Lineage: Eukaryota; Metazoa; Chordata; Actinopteri; Salmoniformes; Salmonidae.
UUGGUCAUGAUGUUUCUCUAAAACACAGAACACUAAAGUUGGUCAUAAGCAGAGGUCUAGCAGAGCCAACGUGCAGUUGUAUAUUUCAACAAGCUGUUCCUGUGUCACAUACCGAAUAGCCGAUACCAUGAAUGUCCUUUACAAGAAAAGACUCAGCUACAUAGAUGCUGCCAAGAUGAAGAUGUUGGACCAUAUUGCAGAUGUUCUCUUUGCACAAAGGAUGCUAAACAAUGGAGAGUUGGAAAGUAUCCAGUCUAUAGGAGGUACUCAUGACAAGGCCCGGGCCCUGAUUGACACUGCCAGAAGUAAGGGAGGUAUUACUAGUAAUAGCUUGAUGGCAACAUGGGAAAAUUACCCUGGAUCAUCCUCAGUAGGUAAUGGUAAUGUUAUGUCACCUAAGGAAAUAGUCUCAAUUUUUUGGGACAAUAUAACCCGUGAUGAUAUUGAGAAGAUGAAGUUUGUUAUGAGCGAGAUAGAGAUCACGCAUCGACACCGCAUCAGUGCUCUGGACCUGCAAUAUGUGACAGAUAGAACCGGGUUAGCAGAUGUUAUGGCAUUGCAUUACGGAGCUGCAGCACGGGCAGGGUUGAACACCCUGCUCAAGAAAAUCGGUCGCAAUGACCUGGUGAAGCGGGUCAAAGACAGUGACUGUACUCACACCUCAAGUCAGCUACAACCUGUGGCCUUCGCUACACGCAGCAAGGUUAUCAAUAAACAUCAAGGUGACAGAGAAAGUGUUGAAUAUACUUUGCGACCUUGACAGAGGACAGUUGAAAAGAUUCAUAUGGACAUUGAAACUACCAAGCAGCACGGCGGAGCUCAUCAGAAACACCAACUGACCUGCAAAAAGUGCUGAAGGAACAUGUUCAACAUGACCGGUUACCUGGAUACCAUUUACAAAACACUGAGGGAAAUGAACCAAAACAGCCUGGCAGACCAGUUGAAAACGUACAUAGCCGGCCUCAGUCCCUAGGAUAUGUAGUCAAUGAUAAACUGUUUUUACUACACUGAACAGUGUUAGUUCUAUAAAUGUGCCAUUGCAAAAUGUCUCUAUUGAGCUAUAGCUUGGUGAUAUGUACC